Messenger RNA from Perca flavescens (yellow perch), 3118 nucleotides. It is a transcript of the gene arhgap44a, whose product is annotated as Rho GTPase activating protein 44a. Gene Ontology annotation, cellular component: cytoplasm; dendritic spine; leading edge membrane. Lineage: Eukaryota; Metazoa; Chordata; Actinopteri; Perciformes; Percidae. The transcript has 19 exons. The record is from RefSeq and is a predicted model, not a curated record. Bases 229 to 2613 code for a protein of 794 amino acids. Gene Ontology annotation, molecular function: protein binding; GTPase activator activity. Gene Ontology annotation, biological process: modification of dendritic spine; signal transduction; regulation of actin cytoskeleton organization.
CUGGUCCAGCAUCUCUGCGCAGGCAGUGGGGCAAAUGUAGAUGUAAAAAUAUCAUUUGAAAAUAUGUAAUCGUGGAAUAAGUUUUUGGCGUUGGCAGCUUGCGAUGAGGGAAGGAAAAUAUGGAAAAGAUCGGAUUUUAUGUUGCGCCUCUGUGGAGCACGGACCGUUAUAUUGAGAGAAAUAAUGCGGAAUAUUUCCCCCUGUAGGUGUUAACGCAGAAAAUACAAGAUGAAGAAGCAAUUCAAUCGGAUGCGACAGCUCGCCAACCAAACGGUGGGAAGGGCAGAGAAAACAGAGGUGUUAAGCGAGGACCUUCUACAGGUGGAGAAGCGUCUGGAUCUGGUCAAGCAGGUGACACACAGCACUCACAAAAAGCUAACUGCCUGCCUGCAGGGUCAGCAAGGGACUGAUGUGGAGAAGAGAUCUGUCAAGUCACCUUCUAAAAAACUACCGCUCACCAUCCUGGCACAAUGUAUGGUAGAGGGGGCUGCAGUGUUGGGGGAUGACUCUCUCCUGGGGAAGAUGCUGAAGCUGUGUGGGGACACAGAAGAGAAGUUGGCCCAGGAGCUCAUCCAGUUUGAGUUUGAGAUAGAGAGAGAUGUGGUAGAGCCUCUCUAUGUGCUCGCUGAGGUGGACAUUCCCAACAUCCAGAAACAGAGGAAGCACUUAGCUAAACUUGUUUUGGACAUGGACUCUUCUCGAACAAGAUUUCAGCAGUCGUCCAAGUCAUCCAGUCACCCGAGCACACUGCAGCCAGGCGCCAAGUCAGAGUCCCUCAGAGAGGAGAUGGAGGAAGCAGCCAAUCGGAUGGAGAUUUGUAGGGAUCAAUUGUCAGCAGAUAUGUACAGUUUUGUGGCCAAAGAAAUAGACUAUGCAAAUUACUUCCAGACACUGAUAGAAACGCAAGCAGAAUAUCACAGGAAGUCAUUAGAGAUUCUUCACAGUAUCCUGCCCCAGAUUAAAGCUCACCAAGAGGCGUGGGUGGAGAAGCCGUCAUUUGGCAAGUCUCUGGAGGAACACCUGAAUAUAAGUGGGAGAGAGAUUGCCUUCCCCAUCGAAGCUUGUGUCACAAUGCUGUUAGAGUGUGGCAUGCAAGAGGAGGGCCUCUUCAGAGUGGCUCCGUCAGCCUCCAAGCUAAAGAAGCUGAAAGCAUCCCUGGACUGUGGAGUUCUGGAUGUGCAGGAGUACUCCGCUGACCCACACGCCAUUGCAGGGGCUCUGAAAUCAUACCUCCGUGAGCUCCCCGAGCCACUGAUGACCACUGAACUUUAUGAUGAAUGGAUUCAGGCCUCCAACAUUCAAGAUAUGGACAAGAGACUACAAGCAUUACUGGCAGCGUGUGAAAAACUCCCCACAGACAAUGCAAACAAUUUCAGAUAUCUAAUCAAAUUCUUAGCCAAGCUAAGUGACUACCAAGAUGAAAACAAGAUGACUCCCGGUAAUAUGGCGAUUGUUCUUGGCCCUAACUUGCUUUGGACACACACUGAACCAAACAUGACAGAGAUGAUGACCACCCUGUCCCUACAGAUUGUUGGCAUCAUUGAGCCCAUUAUCCAGCAUGCUGACUGGUUCUUCCCUGGAGAGAUUGAAUUCAACUUGACAGGCAGCUACGGCAGCCCGAUCCACACCAACCACAACUCCAACUACAGCUCCAUGCCCUCACCAGACAUGGACCAAUCUGAUCGCAAGCAGCAGCACGACCAGAGCCGACGCCCACUGAGCGUCGCCACUGACAACAUGAUGCUGGAGUUUUACAAGAAGGAUGGUAUGGGCGUCCGGGUUAUGGAUACUUCCUGGGUGUCUCGUAAGGGUUCAACUACGCUGGCGCGCAAGACCUCCUCCACCCCUCCAGGCAUGCAAGGCCCCGGCUCCCCGGCAGACACUCUCAUCCCCGAGCAGCCUGGAGAGCUCGCCAUCUCCCCGUCCGCGACACCGCCACCUGGAGAAAGGGUUUGUUCAUUGAAGAGUAAAGAGCUCUCACCUGUAACCGGACACAAACCCAUCCAGGUGGCAGGUCCAACAGUCCCUCCCAGCUGUAGUCCUCAGAGCAGUAGCCAGUCCCCCCACUCCACAGAGCACAGUCCACACACCCUGCGCCAAGGUUCCAAGAAGUUGGCCCCUGUGCCUCCCAAGGUCCCUUACAGCCAGUCUUGCGGGAUGUCCGACCAGUCCACAGGUCAGCCGUCACCGGUCAGCCUGUCCCCCACACCUCCUAGCACCCCCUCCCCUUAUGGACUGGCCUGCCCUCCAGGGCAAGUGCCCCCAUCAUCCCCUGGGCAGACCCCAUUGGGAGCACCUCACUCUCUUUCGUCUCCACCCUCCCUGACUGGAACGCUCACCAAGUCGCGGUCCGCCCCUAAGCCCAGGCAGAGACCCAGUCUGCCCCCUCCUCAGCCACCCACAGCCCCUCCGGGGUUUACCGGCAUGGCCAUGGCCCCAAUUCCCCAGCCCCUCGAGCAGGGCCUCCUGGAUGGACUGUCUCCCGGGGAGAGCAUGUCUACAGGUAAACAUCAGCCCUUGGCAACAUCCCCUCCGCCACCACAGGUGGGGCUACAGAGGCCCUCUCUCAGACUUGCUGUGGCUCUGUCCAAUGGAGACGGUGGACGAGUGUAGGACUCUGUAGGACCUGUCACUGUAGAUAUAAAAAAUACCUUUCCCCUUUAUUGACUGUUCCCAAACGAAUGUCUGAAUGAAUAAAAGUUGCCUUUUAGACACAGAUGCCUGAGAAUGAUAUAAAUAUUAGCAUUUUUGUGCUACUGUAGUGAGCAAAUCUCCUUGACCUAUGUAUUCAUUGCUUGUGUUAUGUGAUGAUGUUUCUGGGUAAUGUGUGGAAACAUCAGAGAAGCAUAGCUCGUCCUGCUUGUAUGGAAGUUGCCAUUAGAUUCAUCAUGUGCUCUCUGUUUAUCUGUGUUACCCAGACCCUCACUUGGCAGAGGUAGGUCAGAGGCUUACACACCAGUCCAGUCUCUCUUACUGUGUAGCAGGUGUGGAAACCUAGCCAGACAAACCCCACACAUAUCUACAGUAUGAUGUUCUGAUGAUGAGGUGUUCUGUCAUUAUAUACCAAUCAUUCUGUCACUUUGCUAUAUUUAUCAUUCUCUCUCCCCCUGCUACUAUU